CGCGCCUCGCGAGAUGGCGCCCUCGGCGAGCCGCAUGGCGGCGCCGAUCCCGCCGCCUUGGCGGAAGACGCACAGCGUCGCCACCGCGUACCUCCUGUGGCUCAUCGGCGGGUGGUGCGGGUUGCACCACUUCUACCUCGAGCGGCACACGCAGGGCGUCCUCUGGUCCACGUCCGGCGCGAUGUUCGGGUUAGGAUGGCUGCGCGACGCGGUCCGAAUCCCCGAGUACGCGCGGCAGGCGAACGCGCAUCCCGAUCACGAGGCGCGCCACGCCGCGAAGGUGGCGUCGUCGCCCAAACCGCCGUAUCAAACGUCCCGGCUUCUCGCGUGGAUCAUCGUCGGCGCGUGGUACUACUUCUCCGUCGGCUUCCUCGCGAGCUUCGCGAUGCCGUCGUCCUACGCGUACGCCCUCGGCGCGAUCGCGAUGGGAUGCGGCGUCUGGGGCGUCUCCUCCGCGGGACGCGUCGCGUGUUCGCUUCGAAACGUCGUCGCCGCCGCCGUCGGCGCGUCCGUCUGCGCGGGCGGGUUCGGGGUCUCGUCCAUCCUCCCGGCGUUGCCGGCGGCGAUGCUCGCGGCGCACCGGAGCCGGCGGUGGCGGACGGGGGACCCGCGGUGGGACGAUAAGCCGAUCACUUUCGGCGGCGCGGUGAGCCUCUUGGUAUUGAUCUGGAUUUUCGCGCUCGUCACGGGCGUCUUCGCCACGAAGUGGGUCGUGGAGGAGGGCAUCUUUCACAAGGACGCCGACGGGUCGUGGGAUCUGAACGGCGACGAGUUCGCGCGACACGCCAAGGCGUUCUUCGAGGACGUCUUCAGCGGCUUCGGCGCGGAGAUCAACUUCGGCGGAGACUCGAGUCUGAGCGUCCGAGAGGCGCGGAGGCUGUUGGGCGUGUCCGCGGGCGCGACGGAGGAAGAGAUCACGAAGGCGUUCCGCAAGAUGUCCAUCAAGUGGCACCCGGAUAAGUACAAGGGCGAUAAAGACGAGGCGAUGGAGAUGCAGACGAAGCUGAACGAGGCGCGCGAGACGCUGAUAGGUUCGCGGAAGGGGAGAGCGGGAGGCAAAGAGAGGGACGUCGAGGCGGAGGUUCGAGCCGAACGCGCGGAGGAGCGGGCGCGGCGGGCGGACGAGCGCGCGCGGCGGGGGUACGACGCGGAGGAGGCGAAGCGGGCGCGGAGAGAGCGUGGACGGGCGGAGAGGGAGGAGAGGGAGGAGAGGGAGGAGAGGGAGGAGAGGGAGCGAGCGGAGGCGAACGAGCGGAGGGCGCGGAAGGAGGAGCUCGCGAAGCUGGAGAAGGAGCGAAGGGCGCGGGCGGAACGCAUCGAGAAGUUGAGAGCGAUGAAGGCGGAACUCGAGGAGGAACUUCGCGCGAAGAGAGCCGCGGAGGCGGACGACGACGACGACGACGACGGACCGGACGAGGAGAAGCCGAAGCCAAAGCCGAAGCAGCCGAAGAAGAAGCCGCUGAAGAAGAAGAAGCGAAGCGACCCGGGCGCCUAUCGCGAGUUAGAGUUGUAGACCCGCGCGAUCGUCGUGAACGAAUAUUGUGGUGUUAAAAAAAUCGAAUCGAAC
Messenger RNA from Micromonas pusilla CCMP1545, 1567 nucleotides. RefSeq lists its product as uncharacterized. The record is from RefSeq and is a predicted model, not a curated record. The transcript has 4 exons. Gene Ontology annotation, cellular component: membrane. NCBI's taxonomy places the organism in Eukaryota, Viridiplantae, Chlorophyta, Mamiellophyceae, Mamiellales, Mamiellaceae. The coding region runs from base 35 to 1513 and encodes 492 amino acids.